Molecule: messenger RNA, 1072 nt
Organism: Cajanus cajan (pigeon pea)
Lineage: Eukaryota; Viridiplantae; Streptophyta; Magnoliopsida; Fabales; Fabaceae
Gene: SLY2
Product: F-box family protein
Biological process (GO): regulation of gibberellic acid mediated signaling pathway; gibberellic acid mediated signaling pathway
Cellular component (GO): SCF ubiquitin ligase complex
Molecular function (GO): protein binding
Source: RefSeq, a predicted model, not a curated record
CUCUCUCUCUGCGAUCUGCAACGGUCCUGAAUUGAUACAAGGUAAUGGAAAGAAUACAAACAAGAACAAAAACAACAAACACCAAAUCUGAAUCCUAUAUAGAAAAGCAACAAGAGGAAAAAAGCAGCGCAUUGGUUCCAGUUAUUUGCUUUGGACCUUUCUUUUGGCCCCUUCUCCCCCCUCGAUACUCACAACCUUUCUCUCUCUCCAUGCACAACUCCAACCAUAACAACAACAAACACUCUAACCCUUCACAACUUCACCCAAAGUCAAAAUCUUUCUCUCCAUCUUCUCUCACCCCACACCUUUUUAUUUAACCAAAAUAAAUAAAUAAAUUCCAGACUAUUUCUUUUAAAUAAUUUUUAUUUUUAUUUUUUUUACAAGAAUUAAAAGUAUGUUGUUGUUUUGAAGCAUCACAUGGCACACUUAGUUACUUCUUAAACCCACCACAUCCACAUCCACAUCCACUUCUACUAGAUAAAAUAUCUCUCAUAUUCUCUCACUUUCUGCGGCGGGAGAAUGGUGCAGCAGCACCGCGGAGAAGAGGAGAAGCGACGGAGGUUCUUCAUAAACGACAACGUGGACAUUCUCCGGGAAAUCCUGAAACGACUGGACGGGCCGUCGCUGGGGGUGGCGGCGUGCGUGUGCCGCCUGUGGUGCAGCCUCACGCGCAACGACGACUCCCUCUGGGAGCACCUCUGCUUCCGCCACGUGUCCUCGGCGUCGGUGCGCGCGGUGGUGGUGGCCCUGGGCGGCUACAAGCGCCUCUACAUGGUGUGCGUGAGACCCGUGCUGAGUCGACUCGGAGACUCGGAGCGAGUGAGGAAGCGAGUCUGGACUCGGCACGAGGUCCAGCUCUCUCUCUCCUUGUUCUGCAUUGACACCUACGAGAGGCUCGGGACUGGAAGACUCAGCACCGACGCCUCCGCAUCGUCCCUCAUGUUCCUCUGCAACACCGUCAACGUCUGAUCUUAUAUACCAAAUUUAAAAUAUCAUCAAUUUCUUUGUUCAUUCUCAUCUCUUCAUUUCCUCAUAUUCUUCUUAUAGUAUAAAAGCUUGUAACAAGCGUCCA